AUGACCUGGCAAGAAACAGUAAAGACCGUCCAAGCACGGCGUGCAUCGCAGAUUCCACCUCAGUGGCGUGUAUCUGCUUCUGAACUGGCCCUCUUGAAUGACUUGAAUACCAUCGAAUGGGUCUGUACCAAGCUGACUCCAAGAGAGCUGACAAUCACAAAUGAGGCCUCCGCUACUGCUCUAGCUCACAAAAUCGCAAACCGUGAAUACACGUCUGUUGAAGUCACAAAGGCUUUCUGCCAUCGAGCCGUACUUGUCCACCAAGCAACCAACUGCUUGACCGAAAUAUUCUGUGAAGAGGCAUACGCGCGAGCUCAAUACUGUGAUGACUAUCUUGCAAAGAACAAUCGUACUCUGGGACCGCUUCAUGGAGUACCUGUUUCAAUCAAGGAGAACAUUGACGUGGCUGGGAAGAUGACGAGUUGA
Molecule: messenger RNA, 426 nt
Organism: Synchytrium microbalum
Lineage: Eukaryota; Fungi; Chytridiomycota; Chytridiomycetes; Synchytriales; Synchytriaceae
Product: glutaminyl-tRNA synthase (glutamine-hydrolysing)
Exons: 2
Coding region: 1-426 (141 amino acids)
Source: RefSeq, a predicted model, not a curated record